CUUUAUAUUUGUUUUUUAGCAAUUUGUAAUACUACUUAAUAAAUGUCUUCACAAAAGAGGGGUUCUGAUCGGAGUUACAAUGAAGAUGUAUUCUUGUGUAACUCUUGGGUGUCUAUUUCUGAAGAUGGUGCAGUUGGAAUCAAUCAAGCGGGCUUCAUUCUAGUCCCGAGUUCACAUGUUGUUCUGUCAACAAGCAAAUACGACAGUUCGAACUAGGGAGGCUGUUGAAUCACGGUUCAAAGUUAUCAAUCAUCAGUGUUCGUUAUGGAAGGGGAGUUUGCGAAAGGCAAAUGCAACCCAGAGAAGUGGAUCGAAUCUAAUCGAUGUGACGUUUGCCGCAAAAAUAAUAUUUGUAAAUGACAAUCAUAACAAGGCCUUUAAGUUUGACCAUGCUUGGCAUAUACUUCAAGCAUGUCUGAAGUGGUAUCAACAAUAUGAUACUACUCCCACUUUUAGGCAUGUACCUUCUGUCACUCCUGAUACCUUUGUUGGAGGAAGUAGUGGUUCAUCUCCUUCCGAUGGUAUAAGUGGUCCUCUACGACGUCCCGAGGGGCAUGACAAACAGAAGGGAAAGAAAAUAGCAAAAAAUAAGAAUUCAAGGACGAACCUCGUGAUGCUUGAGUACAUGGAAAGAAUGUUGAAGCAAGGGGAGCAAAUGGAAAAGAGAAGAGAGGAGAAGUAUGAGGCGGCGAAGGAGAAUGUUGAUGCGACUACAAGACUGAGACAUAUAUGUCGUAACCAUGGACCUAAGUCAAUACUCACCGAGGAAGCAGAAGUGGCUAAAAGAACAACAAAAUGCCAUUUUGGGCCAUGAUCAAGAUGCCUCGAGUACCGAUGCCGCCACUUCCGCAUAUGGGGAUGACUACUUUCCUAGAUUUGACUAGGGCAUGGAUGGUGUGGUCUUUCCUUUUUCGUUUUUUUAUUUAAUUCUAGUGUAUUUCAGUUUUCUUUUUGUUAUUUAAUUCUAGUGUAUUUCAGUUUUCCUUUUUGUUAUUUAAUUCCAAUAUAUUUCAAUUUUCGUA
Molecule: messenger RNA, 1022 nt
Organism: Cuscuta europaea
Lineage: Eukaryota; Viridiplantae; Streptophyta; Magnoliopsida; Solanales; Convolvulaceae
Source: the annotation of a GenBank genome assembly